AAAGUAAAUAAAUAUAGAGAGCAAAAAAUAAAUAAAAAAAAAAUUGCGUACAUACAUAAAAUAUAGUGCAUCGUAAAAAAUUGUCGUUUGUAGCGACUGGUUGUUGUGGGUAAUUAUUGCAAGCCAAUACCAACAACAACAACAACAAAUUACAAAAAGCUCUUGAAUAGCCGCAGUGGCACACUUCCAUAGAAAAAGUGGCUUGAUUUUGAAGUGCUGUGCCGUGCCGACAUGCUUCACUGGAAAAAUCUACACAAAUAUUAACCACAAACAUCAAAAACAACAAUAAAAGCAGUAAAAUAUAAAAAAAAUAGGAUUUGCAAAUUGGAAAUGUUAAUUAAUCGCCGAAUGAAUGUCGAAUCAGUUCAGGCUGCUACUUUUUAUUGUGGUGAUUUCGGGUGCAUUAUGUACAGUAGAAGAUUAUGUAAUAAUGUCACAGUGUGCACACAACAAAGCCAUACAUGUAGCUGCGGAAGGAACAGUCUCAGUGACAGACAUUUCACAGACACAAAAUAUAACGAUAGUCGGCCUCCCGGACUAUGUGAACAACAAUCUCAAAAUAGCCCUGUACGCAAAAGAAACACAACGUUACGUGUGUUUCAACGAUCAGUGGAAACUAGUUGGAAUGAAAGAACUGCGCGACACCUGCUACUUCAACGAAACCAUCGUACACGGUUAUUUCGUGUUUCGUUCCGUAGUCGAUCUGCAGCGACGUGUCGGCUUCACACACCGAGGUAAGGCGGUCGGGCCAAAGAAAAAUGUCAACGAUGCCUGUUAUCUGUUUACGAAAAUUCAGGCCGAUCAAUUUUUCCAUCAGCACACCGAUUAUUUUGCACCGAAAGCGAAGAGCACCAAAAUCAUUAGCGGCAUCAGAGCAUCACCACAAACAACUGCAACAACUACAUACACAACUUCAGGAGCCUCAGCGCGUUUGUCGUCACAGCGUGCCGCACUAUCGGCGGCGGCAACAACAGCUACGGCCACCGCUACAGCUGUGGCGCAACGCAGUCAUAAUAACAAGUUGUUGCGAAACAACAAUAAGAAUAAGCGUGUGAAUGGUGGACGUAGUAAUAGCAGCAACAACAGCAGUAACAACAUUAAUAGAAAGAGCAACAGUAACCAAAAUGAAGAGUACACUAAUGGCCAUAGUAGCAAUUUAAGCAACAGCAGCAAUAGCAGCAACAAUAACCACAGCAACAGUAAUUUAGUUAGUAAUAGUCAAGAACAAGUAGGCUUAAGUCAGCAAAAGCAUCACAACAGCAAUAGUAAUAGCCGCACACGCGAGCAUGUGCGUCAACAACAACAGCAUCAGCAACAGCAACAGCAUCAGGUACGGCAUCAUCACAACGAUCCGAACUUGAUUGCACGUCGUCAGCAGCAUGAGCACAAACAGAAGCGACGGCAAAAUCAGAGGCAGCAGCAGCGAUUGCGCAGCGGCAAAUCAACUAGUCCAGCAACAACAAUCGAAACAGAAAAGGCAGCAAGUAAGCUCGCAUCGAUUACCGCAACACAAGCAACGUUUAGCGCAACAGCAGGAGGUGAAACAUUGUCCAGCAGCUACAAGCCUGGCAAGGACGUACAUCACAUGCCAGAGCCGGCGAUCGUUGCAGAUUUCGCUACAAAAGCAGCGACGGCAACCACAAUAAUUAUGAAAGCGACAACAAUCGCCAAUAAGCGUAAAGGACGGCGAAGAAAAGGACGAAAACAGCGAAAGCAACAGCAACUAGCGCAACUACAAAAACUGGAGCAAGAAAUGUUGCCACUAACAGACCGGCAACUAACGCAAGCCGCUGUUUCACCAACACAAAUCACUGUGGAUCGGCUGUGGAGCGAUUCACCAGCGCCAUCUGUAUCCUCAUUGUCAACGCUAGCAUCAGGUGAGGCCACCAGUAGCAUAUCUUCGGCGACAACAGAUGGUGAUUACAGCGGCGAGUGGCUAUCUUCUGUUGCUACUUUCGAAGAAUCCACAGCGGAGCUCUCCUCCACAUCAACACUGUCCUCAGCUGCGUCGGGUAAACCCACACAAACAUACACCGUAAAUCCCUUAUCAGCUUCAACGACAGAUUCUAAUGAAACCUCAACUCUGGUUGCGCCGACAAGCGACUACACUAACAUCACAGACUUCACAAGCGAAACGUUUGCAGAUGAAGACACGCUAAAUGCAACACUAACAACCGAGGUGGACGACAGCGAGAUUUUUCCGGACCCUACGUCAGUGGCAGGUCUGCAAUUAAACAGUAUUACUUCCGUACAACGCAGUACAACACAAGAUGGCAGGACAUUAGCAACAGAUGCUGAGUUCGUGGCGCCGACAUCUACUACAUGGUCGGAAAGUGGCCCUUAUAGUUGGUCACCAAGUGCUGUAGCGACGAGAGCUACAACAGCAAACGAAAAUGACGCUGAAGCAAUGUUUUCGGCUCCAACAGCAACAAUGGAAACCGAGAAUGUUGCAGCAAUGUUAGUUUUUCCAGAGGACGUCAACGCCACGGGGGUUACUCAGCCCUCGGGGGAUGAUAUUGAAUUGUUUGCACCAAUAAACACUACCUCUAGUGAAGCCGAUAUGGGUAAUAACAGUAGUAGGAGCGACGACUACACCGAAACAUUGGUGGAUGCUGAAAGUACGCUUAGCACAAUAGUCCCGCAACGAAAUGGCAAUAAUUUCACCGGCGAGCCUGAUAAUAUAAGCCGCAUGUGGAGAACACAGUCGGGAAUCGCUGCCAGCAUAGCUACCCUGCUUCACAAUCAAUUGAUGGCAACAAGCGCCACCAAUGACGAGUACGCUUGGCGACCAAAGCAUGAAGAAGAAUACUCAGACGAAAUAGUCGUUGCUACAGUGCGUCCCACAGUAAUUGAUGCCGAUACUUCAGCAGAUUUGGCUAUUGGUGAUCGAGCAACAUGGUGGCAGCAACAUAUGAAUCAUAGUGGUAAAAACUUUUGGGACAAAGGUUUGGCUGAUGAGGUGAUUGGCAAUCUCAGCGCCGAUCUCGGUUGGUUCAAGCACAACAACAAACAUCGGAAUACAAGCAGGCGUAGACAUAGCAGCCGCAACGCCAGCAACAAUAGUGACAAAGAUGUUGAAACAGUAUCACACCAACCAAUGCAAGCGUUAUACUCAAGCGAAUCCAGCUUGGGAUACAACAAAAAAUAUUCCGGCGAAGGCAAGCUGCAACGACCUGGCCACAAGGCGUAUACCAACAACAAGCUGCAGGUAUCAGCAGUGGCUCAGGAAUACAGCAGCACAAUGCCAACAACAUCUCGCGUUGUAAACGAACGACAACGGCAAGACACAAUUGAUUCCCCAGCUACUACCGCAACCAGUCAUAAAACUACCGCGUCCACCACAACUACCACAGCGGGACAACCUUACCCAUUAUUACAAUUGCUCGGCAAUAAAACCAUUUCACCAAAUCCCAAUCAACCACAAUUGCUCCAAUUUGAUGGCAACAGCAAUCAUUUAUCACACACGCAUACACCUACAACAACAACACUUAUCACAUCAACCACAUCGUUGAGACCGUCUUCCACGACGAUUUCCAGUGACGUGACAACCUCAAAAGCUGCAGCGACAUCAACCACAAGAAAGUCGCUACGCAUCUCCAUGCAGAAAUUGCUAGCAACACCCUUCCAUCAGCUGACAUAUGUGCGCAACAAUGCUGGCGACAUUGAUAUCGACAACAUUGACAAUAUUAGCGUCUAUCCCGAUCUUUUGGACGAAUCCGACGAGCUGGCGGAACAGCAUUCUACGGAGCGUGCGGCAACAGAUGGGUCACGCAACAGCAGGCUGACAGUUGUAAGCGGUUAUUUGCCCACAUCGACGGCAGUGGUGCUACCCGAAUCGAUACGCCUCGCUAAGGUUAAAAUAAAUAAAGAGAGAAAGCGUAUGAUGAGUUUAAGAAAACGCCAUAACAGGCGACACGCGUAGUUGGUGGCAAGACCGAAAGGGGAAGGGAAAUAAGAAAUAAACUCUGAAUUUGUAAUAUUUAAUAUAUGUACUAUGUAGUUACAGAGAGCUGGAGGAGUAAAUGCGCUACUUUAAAAAAGAGAGAGAGAAAAUAAAUUACUGCCAGUUAAAGCUUUGUAAGUAACGGAACUUAAAAAAUUCUUUAUCUUUUCGUAUAAAGUAUUUAAACGAAAAUCUAGUUUGACAAAACGGCUCACGAAAUUUCGGGUAAGAAUGGCCAAAUUACUUAGAUAGAUGAGAGCACGAAUAGAAAAUACAACUGAUAACUAAUGAAGGAUAAGGCUCUAAUGGAAUAUACAACCGUUAUCUAGUGAAGGAUUUUAGGAUGCAGUACUAAUGUGCCAGUUUCUCUAAGAUGUUUAUUGUAUUGUACAUGUACAGACUGAAGGCCUGGGUGAAAGCUUGGAGCGUUGCAUGAAAGCUUAAAGCACCCAUUGGAAGCUUUUAAGCGCAAGCUUUAUUUCUGCACACUGCUGAACACUCUUUAUAGCUAAUGCGUGCCUGUUGGUGUGUUGACAAACAUUGAAAUACGAAUUUGGCAGAUACUCCUCUUUAAUAAUAUAUACAUAAAUAGUUGUGGAUUUAUACUUAAACAUAGUAAUUCAACAUUAACAAAAUAUAUUGUAUAACUAUUGUACUAUAUCUUAUAGAUAUAUAAAAUCAAGAAUCAAGCUAUUAUUAGUGAAAUUUGAAGUGCGUAAAGAAGAAAAUUAACUUCACAAUGCACGCACGAAAUACUAAACACAAGCAACCAGUAAAAUCGCCAAUCAAUCGCACACGCACUGUGAACCGCCCCAUUAGGAGAAAUAUAACCAAAUACCAGUUUUUCAAUGCCACAGUUAAUUUCACACAACGCAUAACGCUGUGUAAGCUUGCGAGAUGCUUUUCUGGAAAAUCCUUAAAAAAAUUAGAAAACAACUGAAUAGUAUAAUAUAUAUGUA
Molecule: messenger RNA, 4902 nt
Organism: Ceratitis capitata (Mediterranean fruit fly)
Lineage: Eukaryota; Metazoa; Arthropoda; Insecta; Diptera; Tephritidae
Exons: 4
Coding region: 353-3922 (1189 amino acids)
Molecular function (GO): growth factor activity
Source: RefSeq, a predicted model, not a curated record